AGAAGCAACACGGGGCUGAGCGCAGGCUGAACCGCGUCGCCACUCGCACGCCGCACGCCCGCCCGCCGCAUCAGCUGCUCUCUGCGCCCCGACAGCGCCGCAGGAUUUAGCGCGGAACGGACGGAGGAGUUGGACCAGCCGGGUCUCCAUCCUGGGGGGAAGGUCAGUGAUGCUCAGUGCUUUUUAGAGCCUGCAGCCAAGGAUGUCUGCCACAGAUUCCGACAACUCCAUCGACUGGCUGGCCAGUGACAAUGAGAGCGAGCAGGAGUCCGAGUGCAGAGGAAGGCCGAGCCAGGCCGAGGCUCCUUCCUGCCCCGGCGGGCCGCCGCCCCUGGGCCCGCCCGACGGCGGCAGCCACCGGGGCAGCGAGGCGGAGGAGGGCGACGGUCACCGCGGCGAGGUCAGGGAGGCCUCGGGCCGGGGAUUCCCCGCCUCCGGCCGCACGGGGACACGGGCCGGCGCCGCGGGACUGCGCAGUGCACAGCAAGCAGAGAAAACAGGCGGCAAAAACACUCAGCAGGCGCCGAAGAGGCCCCGCGGCUCCGCAGAGGAGGAUCGCAAAGAACGGCAGCUCAUUUCCAGCGGGUCGGAGAAAAACCACAUUUUUAGGAGAAAGUGCAUGGAGCUGCAAUGCUACAUUCAUCCACUCUCAUCUAUCUUGAAUGGCCUUCGUUCAGGGAGAUACAGAGAACGACUCAGCAGUUUCCAGGAGAGUGUAGCCAUGGACCGGAUCCAGAGGAUCAUGGGUGUCCUGCGGAACCCGUGCAUGGGGGAGAGAUAUAUUAAUAUCAUUCUGAAAAUGGAAGAGAUGCUAAAGACCUGGUUCCCUAAUAUACAACUCGGAGAGCAACUCACCGUCACCCAGACAGAACAAGCUCUUCCUACCAAGAAACUGAAGCUGUCCCCUGAAGCCACGAGCCCAGUCAGCGCCAGUGAUCCUCCAGCAGGCGGCGAAGCCCCGAGAGUCCCUGACCCCACCCCCCCCGGAGCCUACUCCGCCAGCAACCUGAAGUGGCUCCACACGUCACCCGUCUUCUCCCCCUUAGCCCAGCAAGGCGGCCCCGGGCACCUGCUGUCCCCCAGAGACCUAACGCAGGACAACGCCGUGUCCUCCAGCACGGACAGCCACGCUAGGACACACUCGGCGGCCAGAUGCCCUGCAUCCCCUCCUCCUGCUCCUCCUCCUCCUCCUCCGCCGCCGCCGGGCAAAAUAAACGCACCCUGCCUAGAGAGGCUCCUCAUGUCAACAGAAAGCAUCAUCGUGCGUAAGGGGACGGGGGGGUUGACGGACAGCAGCUGGUCCUAGUCCUGCGCCGACGGCCCGGGUGUCGAGCUGCAAGCAGCGCCCGGCCCGGCCCACCCUGCCGCCGGGGGACCAGUCGCUUAGCCCAUUCCAGCCUUCGGAGGGGGGAGGAGGGGGUGUCCCAAAUACCACUCCAACGUGGAUGGAGCGCUGACGAACAUGGACUCUCUGUACGGGAAUGCGCCCUCUCUGACAUGACAAGUGUCUGCUUUAGCUCCCCUCUGUCGAGUAAUCUUUCCUCUUCUUUUUUGUUUUUUUUUGUUUUUUUUUGUUGCACUCUUGAAUUCGUUGUGGGAGAGCGGGAACGAUAGAUUUGACACGCAGGAGAUCACCAGAGCUGGUUAUUUCACAACUGAACUGUUCCCACUGGCUUGUAGAUGCAAUAAUACAAUUUGAGUAAAUGUGAAACCGCCAUUAUGCCUGAAGGGGAAAGAGCCGCGGGACUAGUUUGUAUCGGAGGGGAUUUUACUUUUAGAUAUCAAAAACUCGUCAAUGGUCUACAUAUUGUGCUGGAAAUGUGGGGGAAAUGUGAUGGUUUUUUUUCUCGCCCCGCCCAACCCCAUGACUCCACUCUCGAGUUCAUUGAUGUGACUGUUACUCAUUUGUAUACUUUAUAAAUUAGUCUUUUGGUACAACUGUUCUACCUCAGUGGGCAGCACGUCGGAGUCGGUGAGCAGGAAUGGGAGCGCUACACUCAAAGCCUGGACACGUCCUCUGCAGUGAGCCAAGCCGGCGUCUGACGGGGACCACAGUCGUCACGCAGAGGGGGGGGGGGGGGGGGGGGGAGCUGUCGUGGCCUGACUGGUGCCAUUGUAAAGAAUGUCAACUGCAGAUUUCGCUUUUUUGAGUCUCCCAGUAGAAGGCAAAACAGUGCCUGUAAUGUCAAGCUGUGCCUGUAAGCCGCUAUGAUGAAGAGAGGGAACAGUUGAGAAAACCGGCUCCUCUGUGUUGGAUGUACAAAUCGGGAAUUCUCACUCUCCUACCACUCCCUGUAUCGAAUAAAUUAUUCAGAUCUUGCCAACUACUUUCUGUGGUGGAGUAGAACAAUUAUUUUAUUUUGCCACAGAACUGGACAGUAUGUUAGACCAGCAGAGAGGGACGUGAUAUUUCUCUGUGCAAAUCUUACAGAACGGUUGUAGAUUUUCCCUGAAAAGUGGCCUUUUUAGUGUGAAAUUUUAUACUUUCAAAAAUAAAUGUGAUCAUCUUUGUUUGAUGCAAAAUGGCUGCAGAUGUUUU
This is a messenger RNA of Pungitius pungitius (ninespine stickleback), 2539 nucleotides long. RefSeq names its product circadian-associated transcriptional repressor. The transcript has 6 exons. Gene Ontology annotation, biological process: circadian regulation of gene expression; negative regulation of DNA-templated transcription. Gene Ontology annotation, molecular function: RNA polymerase II cis-regulatory region sequence-specific DNA binding. Lineage: Eukaryota; Metazoa; Chordata; Actinopteri; Perciformes; Gasterosteidae. The record is from RefSeq and is a predicted model, not a curated record. Bases 203 to 1306 code for a protein of 367 amino acids. Gene Ontology annotation, cellular component: nucleus.